AUGACAACUACCCUCACACUGAAGACAAAGUUACCGUGUGGUUAUCUCAAGGACAUGGCGUUUGCGAGGUCGUUGAAAACCCGGAUGUUGAGGACCUCCCUAAUUGUCAUCGGUAUGUUACUUUCUUUCGUCCUUUGGGAAACUACGUUAAACAGGCAGUCAUCGCCUGACCUCAAAAUACCACAGGAGUUCUCUGUAGACCUGCCUGGCUGCUUGGCCAUUAUCAGUGGAGACACAGAAGGCAGGAGAGGAGAACUAGAAGUCCUCCUGGCGUCCAUGAAAAGAAGAAGUAUAUUAUCUGAGGACUUCUACCUUAAUGUGACAAAGGACUGUCCAGCUUACAUUGAAAAGAGAGGUUUCAUUACAGCACCGCUCAGUGAGGAGGAAGAUCAUUUUCCCAUCGCCUACUCCAUGGUGAUCCAUGAGAAGAUUGAGAUGUUUGAGCGACUCCUUCGAGCUGUUUACACUCCUCAGAACAUCUACUGUGUGCAUGUGGACCAGAAAUCCUCUAAAGCAUUCCAAAAGGCUGUGGAGGCAAUUAUUUCCUGCUUUCCUAACGUGUUUGUAGCCAGUACAUUAGAAAGCGUGGUCUAUGCCUCCUGGUCCAGAGUGCAGGCAGAUUUGAACUGCAUGAAGGAUCUGCUGAAUUCACGGAUCCAGUGGAAAUACUUGCUGAACACCUGUGGGACCGACUUCCCCAUCAAAAGCAACGCAGAAAUGGUUCAGACGCUGAAGGCCCUCAACGGGAGGAACAGCAUGGAGUCGGAGGUGACCAACGACUAUAAGAAAGGCCGUUGGCUGUAUCAUUACAACGUGACUAAUACUGUGGUCAAGACCGAUGUGAAGAAGAGUCCCCCGCCCAUCGGCAGCCCGAUGUUCACAGGAAACGCUUACUUUGUGGUCAGCAGAGCCUUUGUGGAACAUGUGCUGCAGGACAGAGAGGUUCAGCAACUUCUGGAGUGGGAGAGGGACACAUACAGCCCUGAUGAGCACUUGUGGGCCACUCUGCAGCGAAUGCCCUCCGUGCCCGGAUCAGUGCCCGCCAACAUCAAGUACGAUGUGUCAGACAUGCAAGCCCUCGCUCGAGCGGUGAAGUGGAGCUAUCUAGAAGGAGAUGUGAAAAAAGGAGCCCCGUACCCCCCCUGCAUGGGUGCACACAGACGAGCGGUCUGUGUGUACGGAGCUGGUGACCUGCCCUGGCUCCUGAGACAAUAUCAACUCUUUGCAAAUAAGUUUGAUCCUGAUGUUGAUGAUAUUGCUAUUAGAUGCAUUGAGUCAGUUCUGCGUUUGAAGGCUUCAGGCCAUGACCAACUGUAAACAUGGAUAUGAAAACAUUUUGUAUAUAUUAAUAUGAAGAUACUAUGAUGCGGUCGUCUAGAACAGGAGUAUAAAACUAAAAUGUUAAGAGGUACAGUUGGAGAAAUGUUCUAGAAGCAAAGGUCCAGAAGAUCAUAAUGUGACUAUUCAGUUUGAUUAUAGAGUUGUUUCAACAUCUGUACGUAAUCAAUAGACAACUGAUUAAAAAACUCUUUGAAAAGAAGAUCAUAUAUGUAUGACUGUAAAUAUAAAUAAUAACCACUUU
This is a messenger RNA of Gasterosteus aculeatus aculeatus (three-spined stickleback), 1582 nucleotides long. RefSeq names its product beta-1,3-galactosyl-O-glycosyl-glycoprotein beta-1,6-N-acetylglucosaminyltransferase 3. NCBI's taxonomy places the organism in Eukaryota, Metazoa, Chordata, Actinopteri, Perciformes, Gasterosteidae. Gene Ontology annotation, cellular component: membrane. Gene Ontology annotation, molecular function: acetylglucosaminyltransferase activity. The record is from RefSeq and is a predicted model, not a curated record.